Molecule: messenger RNA, 2676 nt
Organism: Melitaea cinxia (Glanville fritillary)
Lineage: Eukaryota; Metazoa; Arthropoda; Insecta; Lepidoptera; Nymphalidae
Exons: 3
Coding region: 1-2676 (891 amino acids)
Biological process (GO): DNA repair; telomere maintenance
Molecular function (GO): DNA helicase activity
Source: RefSeq, a predicted model, not a curated record
AUGUUUCUCAGAGGCUACGCGAAUCCUCUGCUGAACAUGACUUCAUUCAAAAGUCAACGAGUAGUUGAAAACGGCUUCAUGCCAACAUUUAAAGUCCAGGGCCAGGUUUACCACCUUGCAGGUAGUCUUCUUCCACAAGUUCCUGACGACCAUAAGUUUUUGCAGAUAUAUUUUAUUUCCGAUCCUGAAGUUCAAGCAACGACUCGAUGUAAUAUUAGUAAUAGUAAUUCAAGAACACCACUUGAUAACUCUAUAGUCAGGUCAUUGCAAAACAUGUUGCAUUUGCAUAAUAGAUACGUACAAUCUUUUAAAACUGCAAUGGAAAGUAUCUCUCUCGAUGUCCCAGAUUACAAUGUAGUAAUUCAUGCCAGCAGGGUACCUGACGGUGAACACCGUGGACGGUAUAAUGCUCCUUCUACCAGUGAAGUAGCAGUUGUCAUUGCUGGACAACAAUUUGACAAAAGGGAUAUCGUUCUUCGAAGCCGCGACGAAAAUCUCCACAAAAUUUCCGAACUACAUCGUUCAUAUGACAGUCUUCAAUAUCCAUUGAUGUUUUGUCGAGGUGAAGACGGAUACACAAUUGAUAUUCCCCAAGUUAAUCCUUCUACAGGAGACAGAGUACAGAAGAAAGUUUCAUGUAUGAAUUAUUAUUGCUAUCGUUUAAUGGAACGCCAUAAUCAUUAUAAUGUUUUACUAAGGUACGGAAUGUUACUGAAUCAAUAUGUUGUAGAUCAGUAUGCUAAACUAGAAUCAGAACGUUUAGCUUUUAUACGAAAUAACCAAACACAAUUACGCGCAGAAAAUUAUAUACACUUACAGGAUGCUUUACAUUCUAAUGAACACACGACAAACAAUAUUGGGCAGCUGGUAAUAUUACCGUCAUCUUUUACUGGCGGACCAAGAUACUUACACGAAAAAACUCAAGAUGCCAUGACCUAUGUCAGGAAUUACGGGAAACCUGACCUCUUCAUUACUAUGACCUGUAAUCCUAAUUGGAAAGAAAUAAAAGAUAAUCUGCAUUCCACCGCAACACCUCAAGACCGAUAUGACAUUUUAAAUCAAUUACCAGACCAAGACGAAGACCCAACAUUGUAUGACAUCGUGGUAAGGAACAUGAUUCACGGACCCUGUGGAGCUUUAAACCCUAACUCGCCAUGCAUGCAUGAGGGAAAAUGUUCAAAAAAAUUCCCAAAACCAUAUCAGAGUCAAACUUCAACUGGUGAUGAUGGCUAUCCAAAGUAUAGAAGAUUAUCACCAGAGGAAGGAGGACGCAAGGCUGCUAUUCGUAAUUACGAAAUUGAUAACAGAUGGGUAGUGCCUUACAAUAAACUAUUAUUAAAAAAUUUCGAGGCGCAUGUUAAUGUAGAACUUUGCAGUUCCGUGAAAUCAAUAAAAUAUGUCACUAAAUACAUCAAUAAAGGAAGUGACCAGGCUACGUUUAGUUUACAUUCUACAAAUGAAGUAGAACAAUUUCAAUCUGGCCGCUACAUUUGUAGUUCUGAAGCACUAUGGCGGAUUAUGUCCUUCAAUAUUCAUGAAAGAGCACCAACUGUCACACACCUCGCUGUUCAUUUAGAAAACGGACAGCGGGUGUAUUUCACUGAAAAUAAUGUAAAUGACAUUGUGAAUAAUCCAAGAGAUACUACUUUAACAGCGUUUUUCAAACUAUGUGCAGAGGACGACUUCGCAAAAACUCUGACCUACGACAAGGUGCCUGCCUAUUAUACCUGGAAUCAAAAUACGAAAAAAUUCCAACGACGAAAGCAGGGGGCGGUAGUUCUCGGGUACCCUGGCGUGAGAAAAACAGAUGCUCUUGGAAGGGUGUACGUGGUACACCCUAAUAAUGCAGAAUGUUUUCAUUUGCGGUUGUUACUCCACGUUAUAAAAGGCCCUACUUUGUUUAGAAGUCUCCGCACUUUUGAAGGUGUAACUUACGACACAUUCCAAGGGGCUUGCAAAGCUAUGGGCCUCCUCGAAGAUGACAGUCACUGGGAGAGUACGCUCUCUGAAGCAGCCAUAUGCUGUUCACCAAAAUCACUUAGGUGCCUUUUUGCCAUUAUGAUAUCGUUCUGCCAAAUCACGGACCCGCAUCUUCUUUGGCAAAACUAUCAGGAAAGUAUGUCCGAAGAUAUACUGCAACGCAGACGACAAGAACUGUCAUCAGAUGAUUUAGAGUACGACCAAAAUAUUUUUGAUGAAGCUUUAAAUGAAUUAAAUAAAGAGGUCGAAUCUCUAUCAGGUAAAAGUAUAAAAGAUUUUGGUUUUAACUUGCCGUUAAAUUCAAAUCUUUAUGCAAUGAACAACAUCGAGGAUUUACGAGAGACUGACUAUGAUUACACCCAACUCUUACAGACAAUUCAAGAUGAACAUCGCUUAAAUCCAGAACAAAAAAUUGUUUACGACCAAAUAUUGUUAUCAGUUAAUAGUAAUGAAGGGAAAAUGUUCUUUCUAGAUGCACCCGGGGGCACGGGUAAAACAUUUAUAAUUAAUUUAUUAUUAGCAAAAGUAAGGUCUGACAGAAAAAUUGCUCUUGCCGUGGCGUCGUCCGGUAUUGCAGCCACACUUUUGAAAGGCGGGCGAACUGCACAUUCCACUUUCAAACUACCUUUAAAAAUUUGCAGUGACGACGUCUCUAGCGUUUGUAACAUCUCAAAACAGAGUAAAACAGGUCAUUAA